AUGCUGGCAAAAAGUGGCAAAGACUUCCCCAAACUAAGCAACCCCGCCACGGCGAGCUUAGCUUUCACCACAGGUCGUCGCCCAAUCUAUAUGGAUCGGGGAGCCACAAGUCGGAAUGUCGGUUCAUCGGAAAUUCCACAAUUUCGCCUCCCAUAUGACGUGGUGGAUUUCGAAAUCCAGCUAGCACGCGAUAUCGGUGUGAAAAUUGAGACUGGGAGGACUCUGCACGAGAAUGAUCUCACAAUCGAAAAGCUGAAGGCUGACGGCGUAAAAGCUAUCUUCAUUGGCAUAGGAUUGCCAGAGCCCAAAAAAGUAGAUGUUUUCAAUGGCCUCUCACAAAGCCAUGGAUACUACACAAGCAAGGAUUUCCUACCCAUGGUAGCGGCUGCAAGCAAACCUAAUAUGUGUGGAUGCUCGCAAAGCUCACUACCCUCUUUGAAAGGACGAGUGAUUGUGUUGGGAGCUGCUUACUCGAGGUCAGUCAAGGGGCACCCAGAUGGUGCUAAGACAAUGUCGGCAGGACACUGGUCGACUGUUCUUCGCAUAAUGUCGUCGAUGGCGAAAUUGAACAGGAAGGGUCCUGCCACUGCCCCUUGUCUUACUCCAGUUACCACUUCAAACGGUGUUGUAAUCCGUCUGGUGUUCGAACUGCAGCAGUUGUUCGUUGAUUCAUGUCAUCAAGCAAGCGAAUGA
Molecule: messenger RNA, 693 nt
Organism: Necator americanus (New World hookworm)
Lineage: Eukaryota; Metazoa; Nematoda; Chromadorea; Rhabditida; Ancylostomatidae
Exons: 5
Coding region: 1-693 (230 amino acids)
Biological process (GO): thymine catabolic process; uracil catabolic process
Cellular component (GO): cytosol
Molecular function (GO): NADP binding; dihydropyrimidine dehydrogenase (NADP+) activity; uracil binding
Source: RefSeq, a predicted model, not a curated record